AUGCAGGCACAGAGAGUGACACAGCACCGACGGCACAGCAUCCUUAUCAUGUGCAUGAUGCCCGUGUGCAGAGGCAUGUGUAGAAAUAGGGCGUUUAUUUCGUCUGUGCUGCAUGCGCUGUCGAACAGAGCCGUGGCGACAAAAUGGCGCGGUCUUGCAUCGCAGGCUGUCCACGCCCGAGUAGUCCAGAUGUUCGCACACACCCUGCUGAAGAAGAUGAUCGACGGCUGGCUGGUCGAGGUGCGCUCCUACUUGUGGCGGGUGAUGCCAGGCAGAAGUGCAGAAGUUUACGGUCACAUCAUGCGAGGUCCUCCAGAUCCGUGGCAUCAUGCAGAGCAGAGCCUGGCGAUUCGCAGGAAGAUUGCUGAGCGCAUGGAAGGCUAA
This is a messenger RNA of Symbiodinium natans, 384 nucleotides long. The record is from the annotation of a GenBank genome assembly. Lineage: Eukaryota; Dinophyceae; Suessiales; Symbiodiniaceae.